Symsagittifera roscoffensis is the source of this 1600-nucleotide messenger RNA. RefSeq names its product excitatory amino acid transporter-like. Gene Ontology annotation, cellular component: plasma membrane. Gene Ontology annotation, molecular function: neutral L-amino acid transmembrane transporter activity; glutamate:sodium symporter activity; L-glutamate transmembrane transporter activity. Lineage: Eukaryota; Metazoa; Xenacoelomorpha; Acoela; Convolutidae. The transcript has 7 exons. The coding region runs from base 13 to 1545 and encodes 510 amino acids. The record is from RefSeq and is a predicted model, not a curated record.
AGUAAGGAUGAGAUGGGUUUGAGUGAGAGCUGGUACAAGAUCAAGAAGGCGGCUGCGGCUGACCCCAUCCCCUGCUUCAUAUUCGCAGCUGUGCUUGCAGGGAUAGGCAUCGGAUUCAUCGUCAGGUCCCAACAGCCGUCGCCCUAUGCCAUCUACAUGCUCAGCAUCCCAGGAGAACUCAUGAUCCGGAGCCUGGAAGGACUAGUGCUCCCCCUUAUCGUGUUCAGUGUCAUGAGUGCUAUCAUCCAGUGUCUCCAGGGUCAAGAAGACAUGGCCAAUGAGGGAGUAGGGGGGAGUAAGGGGGGAACUGGGAUUGGAUGGAGGGCACUUUGUUAUUACAUGUUUACUACUAGUGUAUCCAUUGCCAUUGGAGUCACGUUGACGUUGGUCAUCCAUCCGGGAGACCCUCUAGCGAAACCCCCGUCUUUCGGCUUUGAAGGUUUCGACAACGACAUUAUUGACAGCGGGGGCGCCGUCGACGUCCUUCUGGAUGUUCUAAGAAAUUUGAUUCCCAACAACAUCAUAGGAGCUACAAUGUGGCAGGACAAAACACAAAUCUCACGCGACAACCACACUUUCACAGACCCGAAAACAAAUGUAACGGGAUUCGAGAUAGUCGAGAACCGAGGAAUCAGACGAAUCCAGGGCGCCAACAUCCUCGGGUUAAUUUUCUACGCCGGCCUCAUAGCUCUGGCACUGCGAAAGAUGCCCGAAAACGGACGAAUUUUGAUCAAAAUAAUAUUCGGCCUGAACGAACUAAUUAUGAAUAUUCUAUACUUGUUCAUGUGGUUUGUUCCUUUCGGCGUUUGCAGUUUAGUCGCAUCGACGAUAUCCGAAGUUCAAGAUUUGACCCGAACGGCCACUAUGAUGGGAUCUUAUACCAUUACAGUUUUAAUCGGACUUGCUUUGCAGUUCCAGGUGUACAUUAUACUCUAUUCAAUUAUAUGUAGACGGAACCCGAUUAAGUUUUUCUUCAAACAAGCGAGGGCCAAUAUGAUUUCCUUUGGGACUUCAUCAACUGCGGCUGCUCUGCCCGCGAACAUGACUUGUGCAAUAGAAAACAAUAAGGUCAACAAACAGGUGGUGAAGUUCAUGUUGCCGGUGGGGGCGGCCAUCAACUGUGACGGGAUCCCCGUGUAUGAGGCAGUGGCCACUAUGUUCGUGGCCCAGAUGCACGAGGACACUGGCAUGGUCCUCAACCCACCCAUGAUCAUCAACAUCAUGCUCACCGUACUCGCUGCUUCUAUAGGCGCUGCAAAUGUCACCAACACAGGUCUCGUGACGAUGGUGAUAGUGUUCAAGUCAGUUGGUCUGCCCCUUGAGGCCAUAGGGUGGCUGUUCACGUUUGAUUGGCUGCUAGACAGGUGUCGCACUGUGCUCACCAUGAGUGGGGAUGCGUUUGGGGCUGCCAUUGUGAGCAAACUGUGCAAAAUGCCAGACGAAGACGAAGAUUUGGACAGCAGUGCCGACAAUGACUUCAUGCUGGCCCUCAAAGGACAACUCUCAACCACAGUGCCUCUGGGAGGAAGUGUCCUUAACAUUUGAUACUAUUACAAGAAGAGAUCACUUCACGCAAUCAUCGAAGGAAAAAAUAAGCGAA